AUGCACAGUCCUUGUCAGGCUCUCCCUGAGCCUAUCGCUAUCGUGGGGAGUGCCUGCCGCUUCCCUGGCGAUGCGACGUCUCCCGGAAAGCUCUGGGAACUGCUCAAAGAGCCUCGAGAUGUCCUUACUGAGAUUCCCGAGAGCCGCUUCAACUCAAAAGCCUUUUAUCAUCCGGAUGGUGGCCACCAUGGUACCACCAAUGUGCGCCAUUCAUAUGUCUUGUCCCAUGACCACCGGUUGUUCGACGCGCAGUUCUUUGGAACCAAGCCUAUUGAGGCCAACUCGAUCGAUCCUCAGCAGCGCCUGUUACUGGAAACUUUGCAAGGGUCCAACACCGGCGUGUAUGUUGGGCUGAUGACCAACGACUAUGCGGAUCUGCUAGGGAGGGAUGUCCAGAAUCUCCCAACUUACUUUGCGUCAGGGACAGCAAGAAGUAUUCUUUCCAAUCGCGUGUCCUACUUCUUUAACUGGCAUGGUCCGUCCAUGACUAUUGACACAGCCUGCUCAUCUAGCCUCAUCGCACUUCAUCAGGCCGUGUUGAGCUUACGCAACGGUGAAAGUAACGUGGCCGUGGCAGCGGGAACGAACCUUUUACUGGGGCCAGAGCAGUAUAUCGCCGAGAGCAAGCUCAAGAUGCUCUCGCCUACCGGUCGCUCUCGGAUGUGGGAUAGGGAUGCAGAUGGAUAUGCUCGAGGCGACGGGAUAGCUGCCGUUGUCCUCAAAACUCUGAGUGCCGCGUUGGCCGACGGCGAUCAUAUCGAAUGCAUUGUCCGGGAAACCGGUAUCAAUCAAGAUGGCCGUACAAAGGGUAUUACCAUGCCCAACCCCGUUGCCCAGGCAGAUCUUAUCCGGGAAACAUACGCGAAAGCGGGACUUGACUUGUCUAAAUCUGGUGAUCGGCCGCAAUACUUCGAGGCUCAUGGGACAGGAACGCCCGCGGGAGACCCAGUCGAAGCCCAAGCCAUCAGCACGGCAUUCUACGGUCCUAAAGCCAACUACCGCCGCACAGAUGCUGAUGAGCCACCGCUGUACGUCGGGUCAAUCAAAACAGUCAUUGGGCAUACUGAAGGCACUGCUGGACUAGCCGCAGUGUUAAAGGCAUCUCUCGCACUACAGCAUUCUAUAAUUCCCCCAAACCUACUUUUGAAUGAACUCAAUCCAGCUGUGCGCCCGUUCUAUGAUAAUUUGCAAAUACUGAACGCGGCCAGAGAAUGGCCACAAGUCCCAGCAGAGACGCCGCGUCGUGCCAGUGUGAAUAGCUUUGGCUUUGGUGGCGCUAAUGCCCAUGCGAUCUUGGAGUCCUUUGAGCAGAAUGCAGUGGGUGAAGGCGCGGCUGUACCAUGUGCUUCUAUUCUCACACCUUUCAAUUUCUCUGCAAACUCGGAAAGGUCUCUCCGUGCGAGCCUCGAGGCCUAUUCUGAGUAUUUGAAAGCGCACCCCCACGUGGAUCUCCGCAGUUUGUCAUGGACCCUGAACUGUCGCAGGUCCACGCUGCCCUUCAGACUGUCGCUGGCAGCCUCAAAUGCAUCCGACCUUGUGACCAGCCUAGACAAUGCCGUACUGUCACCGUCAGAUAUCCUCGUAGCCAGCCAAACGUCUACCAUCAAGCAGCCGAAAUUGCUCGCGAUCUUCACAGGACAGGGUGCACAGUGGGCUCGAAUGGGAGCUGAGCUGCUCCUAAGCUCACCUCUGGCUGCCACCUGUAUUGCUGACCUUGACGAUGCUCUCAACAUGCUUCCUGAACAAGAUCGUCCUUCAUGGUCUCUGAGAGACGAGAUACUGAAAGACACACAGUCCUCCCGUAUUGGCGAGGCUUUGUUCUCACAAACUAUCAGCACUGCUAUCCAGAUCAUGCUCGUUGAAUUGUUGCGAGCUGCUGGUAUUCAAUUUACCGCCGUUGUUGGCCACUCGUCAGGUGAGAUUGCGGCUGCACAUGCGGCUGGUUACAUCUCCGCCGACGAUGCCAUCAGAAUUGCAUACUACCGCGGUUGGUCUCUACAGGACGCUCGUGACUGCAAUGGAGUCAAAGGCGCCAUGAUGGCUGUGGGGACAUCGUUCGAAGAUGCCCAAGAGCUUUGUGACAUGCCGUCGUUAGAAGGCCGAAUUUGUGUCGCAGCCAGCAAUUCCUCUGCUAGUGUCACAAUUUCGGGCGACGCCGAUGCUAUCGAUGAAGCCAAGGACAUUUUUGAGGACGAGAAUAAAUUCACCCGUUUGCUUAAGGUUGAUAAAGCGUAUCACUCUCAUCACAUGCUUCCUUGUGCCGCUCCAUACAUUGUUGCCAUGCAGAGAUGUGCCAUUAGCAUCCAAGCUCGCUCUGACAACAGUACUGCGUGGAUUUCCAGCGUGUACGGCAAGAAUAUCGACGACGUCAAUGAUAGCCUUACGGACACUUACUGGAGCAACAACAUGAUCAACCCUGUCAUGUUCUCGCAAGCCGUCAGCCAUGCUGUCGCUGCAUUCGGCCCCUUUGAUAUGGCUCUUGAGAUUGGACCUCACCCCGCAUUGAAGGGUCCGGCACUGCAGACCAUACAAGAAGUUUCCGGGGUGUUGUUGCCAUACACAGGCAUUCUAUCUCGCGGUAAAAGUGACAAAAAGUCUUUUGCAUCUUCUUUUGGCGCUCUGUGGACUCACCUUGGAGAGCAUGCCGUUGAUUUUGCAGAAUUCGAGAGAAAGGUAUCCGGUGAUGAUCGACAGCCAAAGUUGCUUAAAGGACUACCAUCCUACUCGUGGGACCAUGACCGUGUCUAUUGGCACGAGUCCCGCAUAUCAUCCACGUUGCGAGUUGGAAAUGAAGAUUUCCAUCCUCUGCUGGGAAUGAAAUGUCCAGAUGGCACUGACAAGGAGCUUCGGUGGCGCAACUAUCUUCACCCCCGCGAAAUUCCCUGGCUCUCUCAUCACCAGGUCCAGGGCCAGAUUGUCUUCCCUGCUGCAGGGUACAUAUCCGCUGCAACUGAGUGCUUGGUUCAACAAUAUGGGCUGGGGUCUAUUCAACUCAUCGACUUUCAGGAUAUCAUCAUUGGGCAGGCUUUGGUCCUCGAGGAAAAUUCCGGUGUUGAGGUUCUUUUUACUCUGACUAUCACUGAAAAGGAGACUGGGUCUUUCAGAGCAUCGUACAAGUGCUACUCCGCCGGAAGCAACGGAGCUUCGUCUAUGUCGUUGCACGCAUCUGCGCAGAUCCAUAUUCUCCUUGGAAAUCCUGACCCCGAAUCCCUUCCCUUUCGCUUGGAUAUUCCGGAUAACUUUUUGCAUACUGAAGAGGACCGGUUCUAUAACUUUGUGUCUGAGCUUGGAUUUGGCUACACGGGCCCCUUCCGCGCGCUCACUGGAUUGACCCGGAAGAUGGAUGAAGCCACUGGCCGAAUCAUUGUACCCCCUGUCGAUCAGUCUGAUCAAUCUUUGGUGAUCCAUCCGGGUCCCUUGGAUGCUGCUAUUCAAUCGAUCAUGCUUGCCUAUUCUUUCCCUGGAGAUGGGUGUUUACGUAGUCUUUACCUCCCGACAAAGAUUGAUCGGCUCCGCAUCAACCCCUUUGGUUGCGUGGAUAUGGCAGGCCCGGGCAUGAUCGUUCCUUUUUACGCAUGCGUUACUGAUGCCCGGUUUGCAGAGCUAUCUGGCGACGUUGACAUAUACUCUUCCAAUGGAAAGCACACAGUGGUCCAACUUCAGGGGCUUCACACCACCCCUCUCACCCCACUCUCCUCUUCAACAGAUGUUCCAAUGUUUACUGAAAUGACCUGGGCCGCAGAGCAGCCGGCGGGAUGCGAUCGAAAUGGUGGUCAAGAUUGGUUCAAUGAAGAUUGUGCCCACUCAGUAGACUUGGAACGCAUUGCGCACUUCUAUCUCAAGAACCUACAUAUGUCGAUAUCCCACAAAGAACGGCAACAGAUCCAGUGGCAUCAUUAUCAUCUGCUUGCAUACGCCGGUCACUGUACUGCACUUGUCAAGUCCGGUGAUCACCCAAUUGCAAAGCAAGAAUGGGCAGAUGACACCAAAGAAAGCAUCUCGGAUAUACUCUCAAGAUUUACCGGCAACAUUGACGGCAAGAUCUUGCGCUCUGUCGGAGAAUAUCUUCCAGCUGUUGUUCGUGGGGAGGCCAACAUUCUGGACAUUCUAAUGCGGGAGAAUAUGUUGAGCCAAUUCUAUGCUGAAACACUUGGAAUGAAAUCCUACUUGAACGAAAUGGGUCGAAUUGCUGGUCAAAUUGGAAACAGAUACCCUCACAUCAACAUUCUAGAGAUCGGUGCCGGCGCUGGCGAGGCAACCGAAACUAUUCUACGCGAACUCGACGGAGCCUUUGCGUCAUAUACAUACACAGAUUUCAUGGACAGUUGGCUCGAUAGCGCCCAAGAUAGGUUUCACCAGUAUCAGUCUAAAUUGGCAUUCAAAGUUCUGGACAUCGAAAGGGAUGUCGUCGAACAAGGAUACGCAGAGGAGUCAUAUGACCUGGUCAUUGCAUCCCUCGCCUUGUAUGCCACUGAGAACCUUCAACGCACACUUUCUAACAUCCGCCGCCUACUGAAACCAGGUGGAUAUCUGAUCAUUCUUGAAAUAACCGAUCCAAGCGUGAUGCGGCUCGGUGUCGUUCUCGGAGGUCUUCCCGGUUGGUGGCAGGGCCAUCAAGAAGGGCGUACGUUGUCACCUUGUGUGUCUCCCGACAAGUGGAAUGGCAUGAUGAAGGAUGCCGGUUUCUCUGGUAUAGAUGCCUCAGUGCAGCAUGACACAAAGCGGCUGGUUCCUUUUUCAGUCAUGUUGACGCAGGCUGUUGAUCAUCGUAUGAAAUUCUUGCGUGACCCUAUGGCGAUGGGUCAUCAGAGGCUGGAUGUUGAAUCGUUAACACUCAUUGGUGGAAAGACUUCGCUCACCUCUACCAUGCUGUCACACAUCAAGAAUGCCGUUCGGAGGCAUUUUCAGACGAUUAGGUGUUAUCCUGAGCUCGCGGAUAUCGGGGCCCAAGAACUUCCAUUCAUGGGAACUGUGCUCAGCUUGGCAGAUCUGGAUACACCUGCAUUGUUGACCAUGAGUUCUGAAACGUUGAAGGGCUUCCAGGCACUCUUCAGGCAGAGCAAGAAUGUCCUCUGGGUGGGGUACGGCGCUCAAGGCGAAAACCCAGCGGGUAACUUGUUCCGAGGUGUUCAACGGACUAUUGCAAUGGAAAUGCACCACCUGCGAAUACAAUCUCUGAAUUUUGCGUCUCUCGCCGACGUAGACGCUGGAUUGGUUGGAGAAAGGCUCCUCCAGAUUGUGGCCACCGACAUCUGGGGAAAACGCGACCAGCUAAGGGGAAUACUGUGGUAUACGGAACCUGAAUUGUCGUUCCAGGGUGGGAAGAUGUUCAUUCCCAGGCUUCGCAUGAGCUCUCGGCGAAAUGACAGAUAUAAUUCAGCCAAGCGACUCAUUGUCGACGCGAUUAAUCGCAAGUCCUCGUCAGUGGCAAUUUCGCGGACCGAGAGUUAUCAAGUUCUGGAGACAGAGACGCCGAAAGUCCCUUCUUCUUUCACCGAUCAUGUCGAGAUUCAAAUAACGCAUUGUCUACUCCGCUCUGUCAUGGUCACCGAGAGAGACCAUCUCUUCCUGGUUGCUGGAAAAGGACCAGACGAUAAUGGCUACGUUGUCACCCUGGCAGAGAAUCUGACAUCCCGUGUUCAUGUGCCGGCGUCGUGGAUUAUAACAUCUGAAGAUUCACAGGAUCAAGCCGUCAAAUGUUUACUCGGUAUUUACAUCAAUUUACUAGCUCAUUCCCUGGUCGAGAAAAUAGUUCCGGGGGAGACAUUGGCUAUUCUGGAGCCAGACUUUUCCAUCGCUGGUGCUAUGACACACCAUGGCCAUCAAAGAGGCAUUCGACUUAUCUACUUCACAACAAAAGACACCCUCUGCUCUUAUCCUUGGGUCAGUAUACAUCGCCACUCAACACGCCGAGAGUUGUCCAACAAGAUUCCGCGCAACAUCUCUCGGCUAUUCAAUGUUGGCGGAGACAAUGAAGUGUUGUGCUUAUUGAAGAGCCUGUUGCCAUCCAGCUGCUCCUUCGAAACUGAACAGAGCCUGACACGCAACAACUCACAAAUAUCCGCUCUCGCAAGUGUGGAUCAAUUGGCCUCUCGGUUUAAGAUGAUUUUUUCUAGAGCAGACCAAGACUAUGUGCCUGUAAAUUUCAACAGGCUCCCGCAGUUGAGUCUAAGGGAUCUGAUUGAGACACACGGAUUCAUUCCACAGUCUUUGAUUACCUGGGAUCACUCAAAUCUCCCGGCUCAGGUCAGGCCUGCCACCCAAGUGGUCAGGUUCGCCAAGAACAAAACAUACUGGUUGGUGGGUUUGACGGGGGGUCUCGGUCUCUCUCUAUGUCAAUGGAUGGCCAGGCAAGGCGCACGAUACAUUGCGAUUUCUAGUCGAAGCCCCAAGGUGGAUGAGAAAUGGAUACACCAAAUGGCUGCCAGUGGCUGCACUGUCAGGAUCUUCGCGAAUGAUAUCACCAAUCGUACCUCUGUCUACAACAUUCACCGUCAGAUCAUUGAAUCGAUGCCUCCUAUUGGCGGUGUUGCGCAAGGAGCCAUGGUUCUGCAGGAUACAAUGUUCCUGGAUCUUGAUAUCACACGAUUCAAUUCUGUCCUUCAGCCAAAGGUUCAGGGCAGCAUUCUGCUGGAUGAACUAUUCUCGGAAGACUCCUUGGACUUUAUGGUUUUCUUUUCGUCCAUGGCUUCGUUGACGGGAAACCCUGGUCAGGCAGCUUACAACGCUGCAAAUAUGUUCAUGGCCAGCUUAGCAGCUCAGCGUCGAAAGCGUGGCUUAGCUGCCCAUGCUAUCAACAUUGGGGCCAUUGUGGGUAACGGCUAUGUGACCAGAGAGUUGAACAUGGGACAGCAAUCAUAUCUCUACAAAGUCGGUCACACGUGGAUGUCAGAACAAGAUUUCCAGGAGAUAUUCGCCGAGGGGGUUCUUUCGUGCUUGAAGCGAAAUGACACUGCCGAUAUAUGCAGCGCUCUCCGCAUUGAUGAUGAUGAUUCCAAAGACUGGAUAACCAACCCCAUUUUCCAACACCUUGUGUUCAAAUCAAAUACUCUGAUUGAAGGUGAGAAAAAAGGGAGAACCAGCGUCAUGAUCAAAGCUCGAUUGCUCGAAGCGACCUCGAACAGUGAAGUGAUGGAAGCUUUGCAAGAUGGCUUCUCUAUUAAACUUCAAUCGGCCCUUCAACUAGAUCCGAGCAAAGCCACUCUUGACAUGAGUCCAGAUGAACUUGGUGUUGACUCACUGAAUGCCGUUGACUUCCGCUCGUACUUCCUAAAGGAACUCAGUGUAGACGUACCUGUUCUGAAGAUUUUCAAUGCUGGUUCCAUCCGAGACUUGCUUGUCUUUGUUGCAGGCUGUCUCCCAUCUUCCUUCAUCCCGAACGUGAAAGAGAAUAGCCUGGACAACUCUCCGGAGUCGCGGCCCUCCAGCCAGCAAACAUCCCUCGGUCCCCCAUCAACUCUUCAAAGCCCCUUGAGUGACCCUGAUACACAGAGAAGCGAUGAAGUUAAGACAUUCCAUUUGGAAUACAUGCCAUCUGUCCAUCACCCGAGCAGCACCUCGUCGGCAUCGAUCAAGGCAGGCGACUCUAGUUCCGACCAGGACGAAGACAGCUCCUCUCUGACGUCGCUUGAAAAUGAUGCCAUGGCGAGCGAGAAGCAAACUGUUCAACGAAUCGCUCCAAUGUCAUUUGGACAAUCGCGCUUCUGGUUCCUCAAGUCUUUUGUCCAAGACCAGACCGCAUUUAAUGUCACUCCAACCUUUGAGCUAACCGGUAGAAUCGACGUUGAGAGUUUCUCGAAGGCAGUUGAACUUGUUGCCCAGCGCCACGAGGCCUUGCGGACAUUCUUCUUCACGGAUGAAAACAAACGCCACAUGCAAGGGGUCUGGGAAAAGUCUUCGUUACGUUUAGAGCACGUCUAUAUUGCGGAGAAGAUCGAAGUUGAUCUGGCGACGAGUCGAAUGAAAGCGCACGUCUUCAACAUCGCAGAGGGCGAGCUAAUGCGCAUACAGCUCCUCAGCUUGACCCCCGAUCAUCAUUGGUUGUUGUUUGGCUUCCAUCAUAUCAAUAUGGACGGGGUCAGCUUUGAAAAUCUGUGGUUGGAACUGGAAGAGUCGUACGAAGGCAUUGCCAAGUCGCAUCAUUCGCUACAAUACCUGGACUUCACAAGAAGGCAACUGCGCGAGUAUGAAGAAGGCUUCUGGACGGAUGACCUCGAGUAUUGGAGAAGCCAGUUUUCGAUACUUCCACAUCCCAUUCCAUUACUUCCAUUUUCUCUUCUGCCAGCGCGCCCAACAGGUUCGAGCUAUGCCUCCCGUCGCACACAUAUCCGUCUGGGCGUGGAACUUUCAAAUGAAGUUGAAAACUGCUGUCGAAUGUUCAAAGUCACCCCGUUCCAUUUCCAUCUUACCAUGUGGCAAAUUCUUCUCCAUCGUCAUCUGAGUGUUGACAGUCUGUGCAUCGGCCUUGUGGACAGCAAUCGUACGGAUGCGGACAUCUUGCAAAGUGUUGGCAUGUUCCUAAACCUCCUCCCAAUGCAGUUCUCGCUGGACUCGUCUCAAUCAUUCGGGGAGGCUCUCAAAGCGACAAAGCGUGCAUCGCAAGAAGCCUUUGCGCAUUCUCGUGUCCCAUUCGAUGUCAUUCUGUCAGAGUUGAAUGUCCCCCGAUCGGCAUCGUAUAGUCCGCUUUUCCAGGCCUUAUACAACUACCGUCCACGGACCGAAGUAUCUCGCCACUUCUGCGGUUGUGAGGCGGAAGGAACACUGCUUACAACGGGAGAGACGUCUCACGAUCUCUAUUUGGACGUGAUCAAUCUCGGAAACGGAGAUACACUUGUCCACCUCCUCGUCCAGAAAGAUCUGUAUAGUCUCGAGCACGCUGAGAUUCUUCUUCGCAGCUAUGAAAAUCUUGUCCAAGCUUUCACUCGAAACCCCGCUACCAAGGUUUCAUGGCCACCCCUAUUCUCGGAGGCAGAAAUUGAACAAGGCAUACAAGCUGGCAAAGAAGGGCCGGAAGUACAAAACCGAUGGUCAUCAACUUUGGUUCAUCGCAUAGAGGAUAUGAUGGACCUGUAUCCUGCCCACGUCGCGAUGAGGGAACCCAAUGGAAGUCAGCUCACUUACUCACAACUGCGAGAACGAGUCGCUGCGAUCGCCAACGAGCUUCUCGAUCAAGGAACUACACCGGGCACCUGCGUUGGUGUAUUUCAGUCGCCCGGUAUUGAUUGGAUUUGCUCCCUGCUAGCCAUCUGGCGCAUUGGCGCUGUAUACCUUCCGCUCGACAAGAAAGUUGGAAUAGAGAGAUUGUCGCUGAUGGUUACUGAUUCCAACCCUCUUGUCGUUUUGACGGACUCGACAACUACGAGCGACUUUGCUUUCCUUCGCAGCUCGGCUGAAGCGCUCAACAUCAGUAAUACUACACAACCAUCCGGAAGUAUAGCCCCGAUUUUGACAACGCCCGAUCAGACUGCUAUCAUCAUAUACACCAGUGGCUCAACUGGUGUUCCCAAGGGAAUUUCUUUGAGUCAUUCGUCGCACUUGCACCAUAUACAAGCAUGCAGUCAAGCUUGGAGCUUCCCGCUGGGGACGGAAACAGUGCUUCAUCAAUCGUCUUAUGCAUGGGACAUGUCGAUGUAUCAGAUUUUGCUCUCUCUUUGCAACGCUGCCACCCUCAUAAUUGCCCCGAACUCUGCGCGUGGUGAUCCCGUUGCCAUGACAGAUCUCAUUGUCUCUGAAAAGGUUACCACGGUACUUGCAACACCUACGGAAUAUCUUGCAUGGCUCCGACACAGCCCAGCCUCCUUGAGGCAAUCUUCACUCGCUCUCGCAGUUUCCGGAGGGGAACCCGUGACAAUCGGUCUUGCAAAAGGAUUCCAAUCCCUUGGAAAAUCGGAGCUGAAGCUUUUCAAUGUCUAUGGUCCCGCAGAAGUAACGCUCGCUUGCAGUACGGGAGAGGUGCCAUAUACUCAACUCAACUCAGACUCAAUGGACCUUUGCCUUGGCGUGACGACACUCCCAAACUAUUCCGUCUACAUCGUUGACGAGAACAUGCAACCGCUUCCACUUGGCAUCCCUGGAGAGGUAGUUAUUGGAGGAGCUGGCGUUGCAGAGGGAUAUCUUGACCCUGUUCUGACAAAGGCUAGCUUCUUACCAGAUCGAUACGCAAGCCCCUUCUUCAAGAGCCAAGGAUGGACGAAAGUUCAUCGCACAGGAGAUCGGGGAUGGCUUACACAAGAUGGGCGUCUGGUACUGUUAGGACGAAUCAGCGGUGACAAUCAAAUAAAACUUGGGGGUAUUCGCAUCAAUGUUGAAGAGAUCGAGUCCACCAUUGUCCAAAGCUCUGAAGGGUUUAUUUCACAGGCCAUCGUAUCGGUUCGUUCUGUAUCUGGAGACCACGAUGGUGGAUCAUUCCUCGUUGCAUUUGUCAUCCUCGCCGAUGCAGAGGCCCCUGAAACUGCGUCUCGACUAUUAAGAGAGAUACUUGCCAACCUGCCACUCCCUCACUAUAUGCGACCUGCCUUGAUUGUUCCAAUCUCUGCGUUCCCACAGAAUACCUCCGGCAAAGUCGACCGAUUCGCCGUUGGCAAAAUCCCCACUUCGCAGCCGGUUCCUCAAAUAAUUGACGAUGGGGCUAUAACGCCAAUGGAGCAAUCUAUUCGAACUUUGUGGCAAGAUGUAAUUCCGCAGGAUAUAGUGGGGUUACACGCCAUCCACUCGAAAUCUGACUUCUUCCACGUUGGUGGAAGCUCGCUCUCCUUAGUUGACUUUCAAGCUCGCGUCAAAGCCCAAUUCGGUGUUUCUGUGCCAUUGUAUCAGCUGUUCGAAGCGAGCACGCUACAAGGCAUGGCCUCCCGCAUUCAAAACAUGUCCUCCGAGCAAUCCCCUUCGCCAGUGAAUUGGGAUGAAGAGAUUGAAUGUCUUCUGGCCGAACUUCCAACCAUUCCGGAUUUUGAAGCGCCGAGGACGCCGUCCGGUACUGGGGUUGUAGUCCUCACUGGGGCAACUGGCUUCAUCGGCAAAGAGCUUCUACAUCAGCUCGUGGGAGAUGAUAGAGUCCAGGUCAUCUAUUGUCUGGCUGUCAGAAAGCCACUCGUCCAACUACCCGCCAUUUUCGCCAACCCCAAGGUUCACGUGUAUCACGGAAACCUCGGGUCACCUCAACUAGGCUUGUCUGACGGUGAUGCAUCCUCAAUAUUCCAAUCCGCUGAUAUCGUGAUUCACAAUGGGGCAGAUGUCUCCUUCAUGAAGAGCUAUCAGUCCCUCAAACUGACCAAUGUAGCCUCGACGGUGGAACUUGUCAAACUUGCCUUGCCGCGGCGUGUUCCCUUCCACUUUAUCUCAUCCGCAAGUGUCACCCGUUUUGCAUCUACUGAAUCAUUUGGAGAAGUUUCUGUGGCUUCAUUCUCCCCUCCUGCUGUCCCUCAGGAUGGGUAUGCAACGGCGAAGUGGGUGAGCGAGGUAUACCUGGAGCGUGUCUGUCAAUCAUUAUGCCUGCCCGUGUGGAUUCACCGCCCAUCGAGCGUGACAGGUCCUGAUGCGCCUGAGCUGGAUCUCACGAGCAACGUUCUCCGCUACUGUCAAACAACCAGGAAAAUCCCAACCUCGGGAGCGUGGAAUGGUGUCUUCGAUUUUAUCUCUGUGGGGUCGGCAGCGGCUCAAAUUAUAGAUGCUGUGCAUCUAUCUGGUUCUGGGGCUGCUAUAGAUGGAGGAACUAGGUUUGUAUAUGAGUCUGGUGAGAUUCAAGUAGGGCAACACGAAGUGCAAUCGAUGAUGGAAGCGGAUGCUGGUCAGGGAUUCGAAACGGUUCCUUUGGCGGAGUGGGUUGACACUGCUGAGGCAGCGGGUAUGAGUGCUCUCCUGGGAGUGUAUUUACGUCAAGCUGCGGAGGGUCAGAUUCUUCUUCCCAGGCUCGUGAAGGACAGUGGACAGGAUGCCAGGAAUGAGGCUAGAUAG
This is a messenger RNA of Penicillium daleae, 11949 nucleotides long. Its product is annotated as Polyketide synthase-nonribosomal peptide synthetase. Bases 1 to 11949 code for a protein of 3982 amino acids. Gene Ontology annotation, molecular function: phosphopantetheine binding; fatty acid synthase activity; 3-oxoacyl-[acyl-carrier-protein] synthase activity. NCBI's taxonomy places the organism in Eukaryota, Fungi, Ascomycota, Eurotiomycetes, Eurotiales, Aspergillaceae. The transcript is spliced from 8 exons. Gene Ontology annotation, biological process: secondary metabolite biosynthetic process; fatty acid biosynthetic process. The record is from RefSeq and is a predicted model, not a curated record.